AUGAGCGGCCAGGCUGCGCCGGCGACGGGCCGCAUGACGGUGCUCAAGUGGGUGCUCGACACGCGGCCGCUGUGGCCCGAGGCCAAGCAGACCAAGGACCUGACGACGACGACGGCCGCCCGCGCCCUCGCCCUGCUCAACGCCCAGGAGCGCGACCAGGUGCUGCGCUUCUACUUCGUCAAGGACGCCAAGCUGGCCCUCGGCUCCGCGCUGCUCAAGCGCCUGGCCAUCAGCCGCCACGCCGGCGUGGCCUGGGACGACGCCGGCGGCUGGACGCGCGACGCCCGCACCAAGCCCGUCUUCCGCCGCCCGCGCGACGGCGCCGAGCCGCUGCUCUUCAACGUCUCGCACCAGGCGGGCCUCGUCGUCCUCGUCGGCAUCCACCACCGCCCCGCCGACCAUGAGGGCCACGUCGCCAUCGGCGUCGACGUCGUCUGUCCCGCCGAGCGCCGCGAGCGCGACCUGUCCACCAUUGCCGCCGAGGGCUGGGCGCGCUACGUCGCCGUCCACGACGACGUCUUCUGCCCCGCCGAGGCCGCGCGCCUCGUGGCCUUGCCGCGGCUCCUCGCCGCCGCCGCCGACGACGACCGCCUCCUGGCUUACUUUUACACCCUGUGGUGCCUGCGCGAGGCCUACAUCAAGAUGACGGGCGACGCCCUCCUCGCCCCCUGGCUGCGCGAGCUCGACCUGCGCUACUUUGCCCCGCCGGGCCAGUCGCCGCCCGAGGACCGCGCCCUCGAGAUUUGGUUCCGCGGCCAGCGCGUCGACGACGUGCACAUGCGUCUCGAGGCGCUGCUCGAUGGCUACGUGAUAUGCACCGCCGUUCGCUGCGGUCAAGACCAUCGCACCGACGUCGAGGCCCAGGUUGCUCAGCCCGCUGCUCACCUGAAUUUGGAUGAGAUUCUGGCCGAGGCUGAGGCGGCCAGGGCCCCUCGUGUUGGCGAGGGGGGUGCCGGGCCGCCUGGGCGGCGAUAG
Molecule: messenger RNA, 975 nt
Organism: Hirsutella rhossiliensis
Lineage: Eukaryota; Fungi; Ascomycota; Sordariomycetes; Hypocreales; Ophiocordycipitaceae
Product: 4'-phosphopantetheinyl transferase superfamily domain-containing protein
Exons: 2
Coding region: 1-975 (324 amino acids)
Cellular component (GO): cytosol
Molecular function (GO): magnesium ion binding; holo-[acyl-carrier-protein] synthase activity
Source: RefSeq, a predicted model, not a curated record